Molecule: messenger RNA, 4851 nt
Organism: Xenopus tropicalis (tropical clawed frog)
Lineage: Eukaryota; Metazoa; Chordata; Amphibia; Anura; Pipidae
Product: amine oxidase [flavin-containing] A
Exons: 15
Coding region: 102-1667 (521 amino acids)
Cellular component (GO): mitochondrial outer membrane
Molecular function (GO): monoamine oxidase activity; primary methylamine oxidase activity; oxidoreductase activity
Source: RefSeq, a predicted model, not a curated record
CUCUAGCUCUUGCCAUAUGACUGACACUCACUGGCAGCACAGACCCAGCUGCAGCCUCUGCACCAAAGCAGCAUUUAGGGAACCUACUACAAGGGGCAGCCAUGGACAACAAGUAUGAUGUGAUUGUCAUCGGUGGGGGAAUUUCAGGUCUCACAGCAGCUAAGUUACUUGUGGAGUCUGGACUUAACGUUAUUGUGUUGGAAGCUCGUGACAGGGUUGGUGGAAGAACCCAUACAAUAAGGAAAAAAGAAGUUCAGUAUGUGGAUGUUGGUGGUGCAUAUGUUGGGCCAACACAGAAUCGUAUACUGCGUGUAGCCAAGGAACUGGGUAUUAAGACCUAUAAAGUAAACAUAUCUCAGCGCUUCAUCCACCAUGUUAAGGGCAGGACCACUGCAUUUCAUGGCUCAUUUCCACCUGAUUGGAAUCCCUUUGUUCUUCUGGAUUAUAAUCAUUUGUGGCGUACUAUUGACGAAUGGGGGAAAGAGAUUCCUGAAGAUGCUCCAUGGAAGGCUCCUCAUGCUGCAGAGUGGGACAAAAUGACAAUGAAGGAAUUCAUAGAAAAAACAUGCUGGACAAAGAAAGCUAAAAAAUUUGCUCAGCUUUUUGUGAAUGUGAAUGUCACCUCGGAAACCCAGCAGGUGUCCUUACUCUGGUUCCUGUGGUAUAUAAAGCUUUGUGGUGGUACAUCAAGAAUUUUUUCUGUAACCAAUGGAGGCCAGGAGAGGAAGUUUGUUGGCGGUGCUGGCCAGAUAAGUGAGAAAUUAAUGGAACGUUUAAAAGGUCGAGUAAAGCUACAAAGCCCUGUGGUCAGACUUGAUCAGUCGGGUGACAGUGUUACAGUUGAAACCCUAGCACAUGAUUUAUAUCAGGCCAAGUAUGUAAUCAGUGCUAUACCACCUGGCCUCACUACAAAGAUUCACUUUAAUCCAGAGCUGCCACCAACAAGGAAUCAGUUAAUUCAACGCCUUCCAAUGGGUUCUGUUAUAAAAUGCAUGAUGUACUACAAAGAAGCAUUUUGGAGGAAAAUGGAUUAUUGUGGAGCAAUGUAUAUUGACAACGACAACGCACCAGUUGAGAUCACAUUAGAUGACACCAAGCCAGAUGGUUCAUUUCCAGCUAUUAUGGGUUUUAUUCUGUCCCGAAAAGCAACAGCACUAACACAUCUUAGCAAGGAAGAGAGGAAGAGGCGUAUAUGUGAAUACUAUGCCAAAGCCCUGGGUACAAAAGAAGCACUGAAUCCAGUGCACUAUGAAGAGAAAAACUGGUGUGAGGAACAGUAUUCUGGUGGCUGCUACACAGCGUAUUUCCCACCAGGCAUCAUGACCCAGUAUGGAAGUGUUAUUAGGCAGCCUGUUGGGAGGAUUUACUUUGCCGGCACAGAAACAGCUACACAGUGGAGUGGAUACAUGGAAGGUGCUGUUCAAGCAGGAGAGAGAGCUGCUAGAGAGGUAUUAUGCACGAUGGGCCACAUAUCAAAGGAAGAGAUAUGGAUGCCUGAGCCAGAAUCUGAGGACGUACCAGCACUGCCAUUUCCUACUACAUUUUUGGAAAGAAACUUGCCUUCUGCCCAAGGAUUUGCUCGAUUCCUCUGCUGUUCCACAUUUUUAGCUUCUGCUGCAGCUCUUGGGUUCUUGGCGUACAAAAAGGGUUUUAUUAUUAGAGUGUGAUUUACAGGCUGUAUAGUUUGCUUGUGUAAUGCUGGAUAAUUGUACCAUACCAACUAUAUACUCAAGUUAUUCACGUCUGACUGUAAUUUGUAUUGACUGUGAAUCUCAUUGUGGGUUUUUAUAAAGGCAUGUGCUGCAUAAAACUCCUGUGACCCCUUAGAUUUUUGCAGGUUGCAGGACAGGCUACUAAAGACUGAGCCUGAUCAGGUGCACUUUGGUAAUUUGUUUGCCACCUGCAGCAGGUAAAAUGCCAGUUAAAGAGCUUUUUUUGUCAGUAUUUUUAUGCGAAGCAUAGCAUGGUAGGGUAGGCCAAUAGGACUAUAUAUAACACUCCUUUUUAUCUCCCAAUAUUGCUUACUCACAUAUUACACCCAUUAUAUUUGGGUGAAGGUGUCUAAGGGGCUUAUCUGCCAUACUAAGCCAUAGCAGGCAGUAGGGAAAUUUUCAACACUGCUUAAUGGCUUAAGCAAAAACCCUAACAUUUUUCUGACAUGUAUUAUGCAGUUCAUCUAAAAUUACUCACUGCUGGACCAAAUGAAAUUACACUAGGUUAUUACUUCAACAGUUUUUCUAUAAACACAGGGGAGAUUAUAGUAAUGAUUAGAGUAGGCGCAGAUCUAUAAUGUUCUCCUGUGUGUUUUUUAUAUUAAACCAAACUGUAGGGGAGAUUUAGACAUCUUUCCCACAGCCACUGCUGGGCUGAUUAAUUUCCUGUGUGAUUGGUGCCCACUGCCCAUUUAUCAGCCUUUCACAAAGACUGCCAUGCAGUAGUCAUUCUAGCUAUGUCCCUAGGAAAUACUUGUCCACAUAUUUCUAAAAAUCACGCAGGAAAAUGAAAAUAUAGUUCUCGGCAAUGACACUUUCCAAACCUCUAAAAACACAUUUGCACUUAAUGCAAGCCUCAUUCCAAAUGGGAUUAUGUAUUUAAGUCUGGCAUUUAUCAGCAGUAUCAGGUAAUCUUUUUAUACUGCACUGCAUUCAGUGUACAACAGAGAAUUAGAAAAAUGUGGGUGUUUUGUCUGGAUUCUGUGCUCUCCUUAUCAAAAAGCACCAGUUAUGAUCAAAUAAAUGACUUAGUCCUCUACAACUAUCCACGUUUCCUCCCCUUACAUCAUUAGUGUCUUAAUCAAGACUAUUGCUUUUAUACUCUUGUGUUAAAAAUGUGCCUCUUUUAGGUCAAAUUUAUCUACAUUGUUAUGCCCUCAGGUAACUCCAAAUAAGCAGUGUCUCAGUAUGCUUAAACUUAGACAGAUGAGCAUUCUGUCUGCAGACCUUAGGGAGAUUUGGAAUCACUGGAAAAAAGAGAAGAAUUCUGGAAAAAACCAUGGCAAGAAGCAUCUGAGCCAUAAUGUCAUUUUUAAAAUUGUAUAUAUUUCUUUAGAAUAGAGCCAGUGGUUUGUCCUGAUUGCAAUUAGUGGUUAACAUCAGUAGCUGAACUUCAGUAAAUAUACCUGUCCUUUAAGUUCAACCUUUCGCACAGUUCCCAGACUAGGCUGGGUGUUAUUUUAUUAAACAUGAUAUUUUUGUUGAAUUUUCUUGUCCAGGUAUGGAACCCUGGAAGUACUGCCAGCUUGGAUGUGGUGGUAUUUCCAGGGUUACACUCGCAGUCGUGGCUACUGACUUAACAAGAAAAUGAUUAAGCAUUAUUAAUGCCAGGCACAUUGGUGUGGAAGUAUUGCGUCACCACCACUUUAGAAAUAUUAAUUGUGGGUAAAAAAACAUUAUUUAUGCUAUGCUCUGUGUUUGUAAAUGAGUAAACAGAGAUCAAUCUGUAUGCAGUUUUUAUGACUCGAACAUUUCCCAUGGAUGAAGGAAUUUGCUGUUUUAAAAUUCACAAAUUAGCCUAAAACAAGGAAAUACAUGAAGAAAAACUCAUUUGAUUUAUUGAUGCCAGGCCUUUAUUGCACAAAAUAAUUAUUGAUUCAGCCGGCAACUCAUCAUAGUGAUGCCUUUUCUGAUUUCUUUGUUUAAUUGAUGCCUGUGCCAUGUAUCCAUCCCCGGUUUUAAAAGCAGAUCCUCUCUGGUCUUGUUUCUGGUCUAAAUCCUUGUGACAAAUCAUGCACAUCGAAUAUCAUAUGAGCACUUUUACAAUUAACACCUUACUGGCCCAAACCCCACCCACCCUGACCCUGAUAUUACAGGCACAGCAUCUGUUAUUCAGAAUACCUGUGACCUAGAGUUUUUCUGAUAAAGAAGGUAUUUCUAUAAUGUGGAUCAGCAUUCCUUGAGGCUAUAAAAAACAUGUUAACGUAAAAAAACCCAGUAGGAUUGCUCUUCUGAGAGCAUGGAUUUAUGCAGCUUAGUUACCAUCAAGUACCAACUGCUGUCUUUUUAUUACAGAGAAAUAUAUAUAUAUAUAUAUAUAUAUUAUAUAAAUAUUACAGAGCUUUCUGGAUAACAAGCUUCUGGGCAGAAGAGCAGUAAAGAAAGCAUGUUUGAUUGAUGUGCCACGGUUGUACAGUAACUUGAGUUGACAUUAGACCAACACUUUUUAAACUUCAUAGGUUUAAGCCCACGCACACAGACAAGUGCAGUGCAAGGUUUCAUCAGGUUCUGACAAUGAUACAGUUAUGUAAAACAAAAAGCUUGCAGCCCACACUGAGCAAAUGACCCAAUAAAAAGAACCAACAUAAGCUUUCAAUUAUUUAUUUAGGCUCCUUUUAACUGAUAAUAAAGUAAAAGGUGUAUAUCUGUGUAUAUAAGCAUUAACCCCAAAUCUCAGUUAUACUGCCUCCAAACUACCCCCUUCUAACUCUUUUCACUGGUUUGCCACCCAUAUGCCCCUGAGGAGGAAAAACUAAAUUUUACUCAAAGGGGUUGCUUUUUCAUUCACAAAUGGCAGUGAGAUCUGAAUAUCAACAUAAAAUAGCUAAGCCUAAUGGAGCUAUGGCUGAAAUAUGUUCCAUGUGCCAUCAGCCUAACAUUGCCUUUAACAAACCUAGGUAUGAAGCUUUGAAGAGGGGGCAAUCUGUUUUACUUUAGUCUCCAUUGUUAAUAUCUCCAAUAUCCAUACCUCUUUAAAAGCAUUUAAGGGGCAAGAUAUGCUCGGCAAUGCAUGUAUACAUUUGGUUUAUAUCUAAUUAAUUUGUCAAAUUUAUUAUAAUGUCAUAAUGUAAUCAAAAUAUACAAUAAAUUGUACAUUUAAAAAAAGUCAAUAAAACAUUAGGUAAAUGUUACUGAUAAA